AAUAAAAUGCUAUCUUCUUAGUUCUCACGUACGAGAAACGAAUACGGAUACCAAAUGCUUGGCUGAGGAGCUUUCUGUGAAUUUUGUGUCAGAAAACGGUCUCUUUUGUGGUUUUCAUUGGAAGUUGAGUAAUGCGAACAUAGUAAAUGAUCUUCCCAACAUCAACAUGGCGUCACUCUGUAUAAACUCAUCACCAUUUCCCCCACCUUCUCAUCCUCGCAAGCUCACCGAAACUUCACUUUCUUCUUCUUUGCUUCUUCAUAACAACAAUAAUCAUAGCUUAGGAAGUUCCUUGAAACCCAUUGUUGUCAGUGGAGAUCCUCCUAGUUUUGUUUCUGCUCCUGGUCGCAGAAUUCUUGCUGUUGGAGAUCUACAUGGAGAUCUUAAGCAAGCUAGAUAUGCACUUGAAAUGGCUGGUGUAUUGAGCUCUGAUGGUCAAGACUUAUGGAUUGGUGGAGAAUCUGUGUUGGUUCAACUAGGUGAUAUACUAGAUCGAGGUGAAGAUGAAAUUGCUAUCUUGUCCUUACUGCGCUCAUUGGAUCAACAGGCAAAAGCAAAAGGUGGAGCUGUGUUUCAGGUGAAUGGAAACCAUGAGACCAUGAAUGUGGAAGGGGAUUUCAGAUAUGUUGACUCUGGGGGAUUUGAUGAAUGCAAUGAUUUCUUGGAAUAUAUCAAUGGUUCUAAAAAUGAUUGGGAAGAAACUUUUACUGGUUGGGUUGAUGUCUCUGAAAGGUGGAAAGAAAAUCGAACAAUGUCAAAAAAUUAUUGGGGACCAUGGAAUUUAGUGAAGAGACAAAAGGGAUUAAUUGCCAGAUCAAUCCUCUUUAGGCCCGGUGGGCCUCUGGCACGUGAGCUUGCAAGGCAUGCUGUUGUACUUAAGGUCAAUGAUUGGAUCUUCUGUCACGGUGGCCUUCUUCCUCAUCAUGUUGCAUAUGGCAUAGAGAGGAUGAAUAAAGAAGUGUCCAAUUAUAUGAGAGGUCUGCAUGAGAAUGACAAUACUGUCAAACUCCCUUUUAUUGCCACUAGGGGUUAUGAUAGUGUUGUUUGGAAUCGUUUAUACUCAAGAGACUCACAGGAUUUGGUGGACUAUCCGGAUAAACAGGUAUUUUCCAUGCUUGAGGAGACACUGCAAGCAGUUGGUGCUAAGGCAAUGGUAGUCGGGCACACUCCUCAAACUAUAGGUGUAAAUUGUAAAUACAAUUGUAGCAUAUGGCGCAUAGAUGUUGGAAUGUCCAGCGGAGUUCUUAAUUCGAGACCAGAGGUUCUAGAAAUUAUAGACAAUAACGCAAGAGUUAUACGGAGCAAAAGGGACAGACAUAAUGAACUUCAAGCUGCUGCAUAUACUUGAGACACAAAAAUGAUGCAACAGGAACAUCCGACAAGUGAAAUCCAACAUUGGCAAAUUUAUGCAAUACACAUUGACCAAUUCUUGUCACUUAUUAGUUGUUUGCUUCACAGAGAAAUUGUGAAGACUGGAACAGUGCACCAAUUUUGGCAACCGAAAAAAUCCUGAAGGAAUUUCAAGCCAGAUAUGUUGCAGUUAAAUGUAGCCCCUGCUAAUGGCUUAAAAGCAAGGUGAAAAUAGGAUAUACAGCAAGAAAAAAAUAAAUUGGAGGGCAAAUAAUCCAAAUAUUGUACUUCUGAAUCUGUUACAUUAUCACCAAUUACAUUAACCAGUCCCAGUGUAAAUUGCUCCAUUGUUUGUGCUGAUCAACCCCAUUUGACCGCAUAUAGUUUCCUCAUGUCAAUAUCUAAGUAUGAUAUUUAUUCUCGUUUCAAAUUCUUGACAUGCCUACUGCCCCUUCAGAAUGGAUGAGUAUAUU
This is a messenger RNA of Abrus precatorius (Indian licorice), 1823 nucleotides long. Its product is annotated as shewanella-like protein phosphatase 1. Gene Ontology annotation, molecular function: hydrolase activity. The transcript is spliced from 10 exons. The coding region runs from base 167 to 1348 and encodes 393 amino acids. The record is from RefSeq and is a predicted model, not a curated record. NCBI's taxonomy places the organism in Eukaryota, Viridiplantae, Streptophyta, Magnoliopsida, Fabales, Fabaceae.